This is a messenger RNA of Aedes albopictus (Asian tiger mosquito), 477 nucleotides long. RefSeq lists its product as uncharacterized. Bases 1 to 477 code for a protein of 158 amino acids. Gene Ontology annotation, molecular function: sequence-specific DNA binding. The transcript is spliced from 3 exons. NCBI's taxonomy places the organism in Eukaryota, Metazoa, Arthropoda, Insecta, Diptera, Culicidae. The record is from RefSeq and is a predicted model, not a curated record.
AUGAAAAGGCCUAUGAGGCGACCGGUGGUAGGGACAUCAUGGCAGCAGCAGCCGAAAGGAUUCCGUGUCUAUCGGACGAAAGAUAUAAUCAGGGACAUAAUCUGGUGGUGCAGCGCCAAACACGAUCGGUACGAGGACAUUGUCAAGUAUAGCCGGAACAUCAACAUCGAGAGGAAUCGAAUAAUCUUCCUGCUAGAUCCUGAAGAUGUCGAACAUUUCCAUCGCUUCCAUAGUCCUACACCGAUUAGGAAACCUUCCACACGAGAGAUCCGAUGUGCUGCUUUCUUGAAAUGUGCAACUUUGAAAGUGGAUCUGCUGGAUGUGAAAAUGAUGGAACUUCCGCGGAUUUCGAACGAUCAGGCUGCACUCCACAUGUCUCACGAAUCUGGGAGUGUCGGCGGAAUCAGAAUCCACCAAACGAAUGGAACCAGAUCGCACGCUCAAUUGCUCUCCGUGAUAUGUACCUACAUGGUUUAA